Molecule: messenger RNA, 3312 nt
Organism: Ictalurus punctatus (channel catfish)
Lineage: Eukaryota; Metazoa; Chordata; Actinopteri; Siluriformes; Ictaluridae
Gene: acsl6
Product: acyl-CoA synthetase long chain family member 6
Exons: 21
Coding region: 134-2296 (720 amino acids)
Biological process (GO): long-chain fatty acid metabolic process; very long-chain fatty acid metabolic process; long-chain fatty-acyl-CoA biosynthetic process
Cellular component (GO): endoplasmic reticulum; membrane
Molecular function (GO): arachidonate-CoA ligase activity
Source: RefSeq, a predicted model, not a curated record
UCAACGUAACAGUCGACUACUGCCACUGGUGAGAGCCCCAGCCUUACUUUAUUGUCCCGUAUAAUCUCACAGUUAGCAGCUAGGACUUGUAAUACAGUCGGCAUGCUGCUGAGACCGAGCUCUCAAUGACGCAAUGUUCGCCUUCGCUCUAAUGGCAGGCUCCCUCUGGAUCAUACUAGAGCUGAGCACUACGCUGAUUGAGAGGAUGCAGGUGCAGGAGCUGGUGAUUAGCCUGUGGCUAGCUAAAUUGGAAAAGCUGUUUCAUCUGAUCUGUUCAACGCCCACUGCUGCACUGUUUGGGCUUGGUGCUCUGACUGCCAUGUUGGCCUACUGGCUGGCAACACGCCCGCGUGCCCUCAUGCCCCCAUGUGACCUUCGCCACCAGUCUGAAGAAGUUGAGGGAGGUGGCCAUAAAUCAAUGUUGGUUGACAAUCCCAACCUGUUCACACGCUACUAUGAAGAUACCAAAACCUUAUAUGAGGCGUUCCAGAGGGGACUGCAAAUAACUGGUAAUGGACCGUGCUUAGGUUCUCGUCUCCCCAAUCAACCAUACAAAUGGCUUUCUUAUCGAGAGGUUACGACUCGGGCAGAGCACCUGGGCUCAGGCUUACUGUCUCAGGGAUGCCAGACCAAUUCCAAGCAGUUUAUUGGAGUAUUUGCCCAGAAUAGGCCAGAGUGGAUAAUCUCAGAGCUGGCUUGUUACACAUACUCCAUGGUGGUGGUACCACUUUAUGACACACUGGGUACUGAUGCAGUUCAAUACAUAAUCAACACUGCAGAAAUAUCUACAGUGAUCUGUGAUAAACCAGAAAAGGCCAAGCUGCUUCUAGAUAAUGUAGAGAGACGGAAGACGCUGACCCUGAAGAGGGUUAUCCUCAUGGACCCAUUCGAUGUAGAACUUGUGGAGCAGGGCAAAAAGUGUGGUGUUCACAUCCAGGCCCUGAACGAUGUUGAGGCCUUAGGUCAAGAGCAUUACAGAAAACCAAUGCCACCUCGUUCAGAAGACCUUUCAAUAAUCUGCUUCACCAGUGGCACAACAGGAAAUCCAAAGGGUGUGAUGCUUACACAUGGGAACAUUGUUGCUGAUGUCUCUGGCUUUCUGAAAGCAACAGAUAAAGUCAUAUCUCCAAAUCAAGAAGACGUUCUCAUUUCUUUCUUGCCCCUUGCACACAUGUUUGAACGGCUCAUUGAGGCAGUGGUGUAUUGUCAUGGGGGCAGGAUCGGCUUUUUUCAGGGCGAUAUCCGUCUCCUUUCUGACGACAUGAAGGCCCUGCGCCCCACUGUCUUCCCUGUGGUGCCUCGGCUCCUCAACCGCAUGUAUGAUAAGAUCUUUACUCAGGCCAAUACUCCUGUGAAGCGUUGGCUCCUUAAUUUUGCUGCAAAGAAAAAAGGAGAAGAGGUCAGCAGUGGGAUCAUCCGCAAUGACAGCAUUUGGGACAAGAUCUUCUUCAGGAAGAUUCAGGCCAAUUUAGGUGGGAGGCUUCGUAUGGUUAUAACAGGUGCUGCUCCCACCUCUCCUGCUGUCCUCAGCUUCUUGAGAGCAGCUCUGGGUUGUCAGGUCUAUGAAGCAUAUGGACAGACAGAGUGCACAGCUGGCUGCACAUUCACCACCCCUGGAGACUGGACUUCAGGUCAUGUGGGUGCACCACUACCAUGCAACCUCAUUAAACUCGUGGAUGUGCCAGAGAAGAACUACUUUACCUCAAAAGGAAAGGGGGAGGUGUGUGUCAAAGGCCCAAAUGUCUUUAAGGGCUAUCUGAAGGAUCCAGUUAUGACAGCAGAGACACUGGAUUCGGAUGGGUGGCUUCACACAGGAGAUAUUGGAGAGUGGUUACCGAAUGGCACAUUAAAGAUCAUAGACAGGAAGAAGCACAUAUUUAAGCUUGCACAGGGUGAAUACAUUUCCCCUGAGAAGAUCGAGAACAUCUAUAUUCGCAGUGAGCCUGUGUCUCAGCUCUUUGUUCAUGGAGACAGUCUGCAGGCUUGUCUAGUUGGAAUUGUUGUUCCAGAUCCUGAAGUGAUGCCCUCUUGGGCCCAGAAAAGGGGCAUUGAUGGAUGCUAUGAUGAUCUGUGUAAGAAUAUGGAAUUAAAGAAAGCCAUCUUGGAUGACCUGGUGUGUUUGGGCAAAGCUGGUGGCCUCCAUUCAUUUGAACAAGUAAAAGACAUCUACAUUCAUAAUGAGAUGUUCUCCAUAGAAAAUGGAUUGCUGACCCCUACAUUAAAAGCCAAGAGGCCAGAGCUUAAAGAACAUUUCAAGCAGCAGAUAGAACAUCUGUAUGACAACAUCACAAUGUAAAAUUCCCAGUUUUUAAAUGGGGACUGAAUACUUGGACUGAAUUAUUAUUAUUUUUUUAAAGUGAUCAAUUGUCAAUAAUUUAUCAUUAAAUUCCAAUCAAACUACAAAAAGCAUGCCAACGAGCCAUGCAUGAUGAGAAGAUGGAGAGCAGUGUCAGUCUAGAAGUGUAGAUAGACUCAAAGGAGAGUAGUCAUAUUUUGGCCGGGAUUGUCAACAGUUUGGUGUGCCUUUGGAAAAAGUGGCAUAGUUACAAUCAAGUUUGUCUCUUUCAAAAAGCCAAACUAGCAUGCAUGCAUCCUUCCUUUUUCAUAAGUGACUAACUAAGCAACAUGGCUCCCCUUGGUCUAUUAAUUUUAUUUGAUUAUGGGUCCAACUCUGAACAUAAAAGUUAUUUGAACAAAAAAAACAUGCAUGAUGUGUUUGAGAAGUCCUUUCUUGAUUAAUUGAGGUUUUACACAUCAAAAGACGUACAAACUUACACUUGGCCUAAAUAUGGGGAAUAAAAUGCAGCAAUAUAAGGUAUUCAAUUUCCAAUCCGCUUGCUUGUUGCAAAGCGAGCAUACCAUGGACCUAGCUAUAUGGACUUGGUAGUAUUUUCAGUUGCACUUUCUUCCAUCCCACAAUUUAAAAAAAGUUAAUGUAAGUAAUGUUACUGUAUAUCUCAGCUUCAAACAUAUUUAUUGUAAUGAUUUAAAUUUUUGUGUAUAGUGAAAGAGAUUGAAUACUUGUUUCAGUACCAUGGUAUGGAUUGGGAUGUGUAUCAGAAUUACAAUAUGGAUGGUAACAAAAUAAAAGAAUAUUAAAUUAAUCAAUUUACUCUCUUUAUUAUUCCUUAUAAGCAAUGCAAAUGAAAGGAGAAAAAAUGCAGCGAACAGCUGAUUUGACAGUGUGCAUUUGAUUUGUGUGUAUUAUGCUACAAACACUUUGCCAAGUAGAAACUACUUAAUGCUUCUCUGAAUACCUGUCUUCAGUCCUUCAGAGGAUUAGUCAGUGAAACAAUGGCAAGAAAUAGCUCA